This is a messenger RNA of Gymnogyps californianus (California condor), 809 nucleotides long. RefSeq names its product histone H4-like. Gene Ontology annotation, cellular component: nucleosome. Lineage: Eukaryota; Metazoa; Chordata; Aves; Accipitriformes; Cathartidae. Gene Ontology annotation, molecular function: structural constituent of chromatin; protein heterodimerization activity; DNA binding. The record is from RefSeq and is a predicted model, not a curated record. Gene Ontology annotation, biological process: nucleosome assembly. The coding region runs from base 1 to 321 and encodes 106 amino acids. The transcript has 2 exons.
AUGGCAGGAGAGAAUAAGACCGGCGAAGGCGGGAAGGGGCUCGGUAAGGGAGGCGCCAAGCGCCACCGCAAGGUGCUGCGCGACAACAUCCAGGGCAUCACUAAGCCGGCCAUCCGCCGCCUGGCUCGGCGCGGCGGCGUGAAGCGCAUCUCAGGGCUCAUCUACGAGGAGACGCGCGGCGUGCUGAAGGUGUUCCUGGAGAACGUGAUCCGCGACGCCGUCACCUACACCGAGCACGCCAAGAGGAAGACGGUGACGGCCAUGGACGUGGUCUACGCUCUCAAGCGCCAGGGACGCACCCUCUACGGCUUCGGCGGCUAAAGCUUUUCGCUCCCAGACCAUCUCGAGAACCCAAAGGCUCUUUUAAGAGCCACCCACUUUCUCUUUUGAAAGAGCUGUGUCGCGUUGCGUGGGUGUUGGUAUAUUUGUGCUUCUUUGUUUUGUACGCUCCCAUCAUCCCUAUUCCCCCCACCCCCAUUUUUCUUGCGGACGGGCUAGUCUUGCAGGUCGGCUCUGCGUUCCUUUCUAGCGCCCUGCUGCUGCAUCAUUCCCCUUCCCACCUCUUCUGCCGCCUCUGCUUUCCGGCAGCUGCUUUCGGAAGAGCCUGCUGGGGCGCAUUGCCCUGCAAGGCGAGCGCUGUGCUGGUUUGUGACUUCCCGAGGCAUUUCCCGAUGCCAGGAAGUCCUGGAAAAUGCCGGGGCCUGAAGGGCGAGCCCAGCGCCUCUCUUCAGCGGCUUUGUUUGGGAAAAACACGGGCCAAGGAAACAGUCCCCCUGCCCCAACAAAAUAAAAAGGAGGAAAAAGGCAAA